Budorcas taxicolor (takin) is the source of this 2160-nucleotide messenger RNA. It is a transcript of the gene ZNF311, whose product is annotated as zinc finger protein 311. The record is from RefSeq and is a predicted model, not a curated record. Gene Ontology annotation, biological process: regulation of transcription by RNA polymerase II. The transcript is spliced from 6 exons. Gene Ontology annotation, molecular function: RNA polymerase II cis-regulatory region sequence-specific DNA binding; DNA-binding transcription factor activity. Bases 1 to 2160 code for a protein of 719 amino acids. NCBI's taxonomy places the organism in Eukaryota, Metazoa, Chordata, Mammalia, Artiodactyla, Bovidae.
AUGACGGUAUGGAAUUUUUCAAAUUUGGUAGGAGAAUAUCGGCAGGAAGGUCUGUGUCUCCAGCCAACGUGGGAUGGGACAGUAGCUGACGGGCUUCCAAGCUGCCACUGGGGUCUCCGAAACCGCCGAGGGGCGGCUGGAGGAGGCCGACACCGCCACCUACUUCACUUAAAUCUUAAUACACCUCCUCCCAGGGGCCCGGAACGGCGGGCAGGGAUCGUGGUAUCAGAUGAAAGUCCAGGAUCACCAAAUCAGCUUUGCAUCCCUGAUAGCAUGUUCCUACAGGAAAGAGGGAACUAUGAAACUUCCUCCCACAACAGCAGGCGCAUGUUAUUUCAGGAGUCAGUGACAUUUGAGGAUGUAGCUGUGAACUUCAGUCAUGAGGAGUGGCAGUGUCUGACCCACUCUCAAAGGCACCUCUAUAAAGAUGUGAUGUUGGAAAAUUAUGGGAACAUGGUGUCACUCGGAUUUUCAUUUGCUAAACCUCCUUUGAUCUCCUGUCUGGAGCAAGGUGCAGAGUCCUAUGUUCAGGAUCAACAGGACUGGGAGUUCCUGAGCUGCUCCUAUCCAGUAUCAGCUGCCAAGACAUGGCCUGAGAGUGAGAAGGCAAGAUCAGAACAGGAGGUUUUUAAAAAUGGAGAAGUAUGCUGGGUGAAAUUUAAAAGUCUCCUAAAAGUUGUUUCCCAGGAUCCAGAGGCUGGAGAAGUUUGUGUACAAGAUGUCAAAUUAGAGAAUCAAUGGGAAAUGCCUGUGAGGGAGAAACGGAGAGAAGAGAAAGAAAGCUGUGAGAAAGUGACUUUCAGGAAAGGAAAGAACCAGAAGGGACUUAUAAAACACUUCAGUCCAAACUCAGAAUGUAUUCUGUAUGGAGUUCUUACAGAAAAGAAACAGCAUGAAUGUACCCGAUGUGGCAAAAAUUUCAAUUGGCAUUCUGACUUAAUUCUCCAUGAGCGAAUUCACUCUGGCGAGAAACCCUAUGUGUGUAAUGAGUGUGGGAAAGCAUUCAAGACCAAAAAUCAACUUUUCAUGCACCAGAUAAUCCACACAGGGGAGAAACCCUUUAACUGUACCCAGUGUGGGAAGGCCUUCAGUAGUAGAUCUGCUCUUUGCCGACAUAAAAAAACCCACAGUGGGGAGAAGCCACACCCAUGCAGUGACUGUGGGAAGGCCUUCAAGACCAGGUACUGUCUCAGGAUGCAUCAGAUCAUCCACACAGGAGAGAAGCCUUACGAAUGUAGUGACUGUGGGAAGGCCUUUCAGUUUAAGCAUUCCCUCAUCAUCCACAGCAGGAGCCACACUGGGGAGAAACCCUAUGCAUGUGAAGAGUGCGGGAAGGCUUUCAGCGGGCGCUCAGACCUCAUCAAACACACAAGAGUCCACACUGGGGAGCGACCUUAUGAGUGCGACGAGUGUGGGAGGGCCUUCAGCUGGAGCUCAGACCUAAGCAAACACAGAAGACUCCACACUCAGGAGAAACAUUGUGGGUGCCCUCGGUGUGGAAAAGCCUUCAGCAACGAAGCAGAGCUCACCAAACAUAGAAGAAUCCACACCAAAGAGAAGCCUUACAAGUGUAAGGAGUGUGGGAAAGCCUUUCAUCAUAACUGUCAAUGCCGGGCUCAUGAACGAGGACACACCGGGGAUAAGCCCCAUCGAUGUGGGGAUUGUGGAAAAACUUUCCAAGAUCAACACUGCCUUACCAUCCAUCAAAGAAUCCACACUGGAGAGAAACCUUAUAAAUGUUCAGAGUGUGGCCGAGCUUUCAGUGGGAAAUCAAACUUGACCAAUCAUCAAAGAAUCCACACUGGAGAGAAACCUUACAGGUGUGAGGUGUGUGGAAAGGUCUUUCAUCAGAGCUCAGUCCUGAGACAGCAUGAAAGAAUCCACACGGGUGAGAAGCCAUUUACCUGCCAUGAGUGUGGCACGUCUUUCCGUCAGAGCUCAGCCCUGAUUGGACACAAGCGAGUUCAUACUGGAGAGAAACCUUAUGUAUGUGAGGAGUGUGGAAAAGCUUUCAGAGUGAGUUCAAAUCUUACUAGACAUAAGAAAAGGAAACACAGAGUGUGGGAAAUCCACAAACUUGGGGAGAGUGGGAAAUCUCCCUCUCCAGUAACUGGUUCUCAGACCUUUUCAUUCAUCAAUAUUUUGACCACCAACACCUGA